Eriocheir sinensis (Chinese mitten crab) is the source of this 2003-nucleotide messenger RNA. RefSeq names its product organic cation transporter protein-like. Gene Ontology annotation, biological process: transmembrane transport. The record is from RefSeq and is a predicted model, not a curated record. Gene Ontology annotation, molecular function: transmembrane transporter activity. NCBI's taxonomy places the organism in Eukaryota, Metazoa, Arthropoda, Malacostraca, Decapoda, Varunidae. The transcript has 14 exons. Bases 201 to 1886 code for a protein of 561 amino acids. Gene Ontology annotation, cellular component: membrane.
CAGCGGUGCGGUGUGGUACGGUGCGGGCUGCCCACUAUUCAGUAUUCACGGCACAUCCCCUCUUGCUGGCUGGCUGGCUGUCUGGCGGGCAUCUCAGUCCUCACACUUCCUCACACAGUCUUCCCGUAGCCGCCACGAGGAAGGCGUGCCGCUGCUGUGUUGGGAGGAGCCUCGCAGAGCGGCGUGGCGAGGGCGGCGGGAUGGCCAACAGGAGCAGCAGCAACAAGUUCGACACCCUCCUGACGAAGCUGGGGACGGGAAAAUGGAACUUCCUUAUCUUCUUCACCUUCAGCUACUGGAACAUGCACCUGGCCUCCAACACCCUCUCCGGAGCUUUCGUGGCCCCCGCCGUGGGCCACACCUGCCGCCCCCCCGCCCACGGCUACACCCUCGCCACCACCACCUUCACCGCCCAGGGCCAGAACAACACCUCAGAAGACCACUGCCACUACCUGGUCAACAGCACGCUCAACGGGGGCUUCGACGAGGUGCCCUGCGACGCCUGGACCUACGACAACACCACCUACACCACCACGCUCACCUCACAGUUCAACUUGGUGUGUUCGUCGGAGUACCUGCGCGCCACCUACCAGAGCCUAUACAUGUUCGGGACCUUGUUCGGAGCGCCCAUCAACGGCAUCCUCGCUGACAGGUUCGGCCGCAAGACGACGCUCACCCUAGGCGUCCUUCUGUUCUUCUCCCUGGCCGUGGCGAGCUGCUGGCUGUCCACCCUGGCCUCCGUGCUGGCCUUCCGCUUCAUCCUGGGCCUCCUCCAUCCCGUGGUGCUGCAGACCGGCUAUAUACUGGCCCUGGAGGUGUGUGAGCCGCGCCACCGCUCCGUGCUGGGCAUCGUGAUAUCUUGUCCGUGGGCGCUGGGGACCAUGGCGUGGGGCGGCAUGGCCUACCUCAUCAGGGACUGGCGGUGGCUGCAGCUCGCCGUCAACAUCCCCGGCCUCUUCCUCUUCCCGGCGCUCUGGUUCCUGGACGAGUCGCCGCGCUGGCUCAUCGUGAACGGGCACUUCGAGCGGGCCAAGGAGGUGAUGGAGCGCGCCGCCAAGUGGAACAAGAAGACGCUGCCGCCGCAGGAGGAGCUCGAGCACCUCAUGGUUGCCAUCCAGCGGGAGGCGAGGGUCGGGCAGCGGGCGCCGAAGGAGAACCGUCAAGAGGACCGAGAUCGAAGCGGCUACAGGAAGAAGGCGUGGAACGUGAUGCUGCGGCUCUUCAUACUUUUCAGAACGCCCCGUCUCCGCCUCGUCACCCUCGUCCUCAGCCUUCAGUUCUUCCUCGUGGCCCUCAUUUUCUACGGCAUGUCGCUGAACGCCGUCAACUACAGCGCCGACCCCUUCCUCUACAUGACGCUCUCUGGCCUGGUGGAGGUGCCGGCGUACACCCUGACAGCGCCCAUCAUCGCUAGGCUGGGCAGGAAGAGGCCGACGAUCGCGUUCUACACCAUCAGUGGUGUUGUGAUUGUGGCUGUAGCGUUUAUUCCACCUGGGCACCGGUGGGUGGUCAUGGCGCUGGCACUGACGGGUCGCAUGUGUAUCAGCGCCGCCUUCCAGCUGCUCUACCUCUAUAGCGUGGAGCUGCUCCCGACGGAGGUGCGGCUGCAGGCGCUGGGCUUCAACACCAUCGCGUCCAGGCUGGGCUCCAUGAUUUCCCCCUUCGUCACGGAACUGCUGGGUCCCGUGUACCCCUCGGCGCCGUCGCUUGUGUUCGGCAUCGGGGCCUUCGCGGCGGCGCUGUUGACGCUGCCGCUGUGGGAGACGCUCGGCCACAUGCUGCCCGACACCAUCACCGACCUGGAGGAAGGCCGCUGCCGCCCCCUCAGUGCGCGAGAGGCGGAGGACGAAGACGAGGAGACGGAGAUGGCCAAACUGCGUGCGUGAGUGUGUGUGUGUGUGUGUGUGUGUGUGUGUGUGUGUGUGUGUGUGCUGAAAGAGUCCCGUUAUACUGUUUUGUGAAAUGUUUAUACUGAUUAUGCAUAUUAUAUUAAUGUAAGCCGA